Messenger RNA from Pelobates fuscus (common spadefoot toad), 2460 nucleotides. RefSeq names its product SMU1 DNA replication regulator and spliceosomal factor (gene SMU1). NCBI's taxonomy places the organism in Eukaryota, Metazoa, Chordata, Amphibia, Anura, Pelobatidae. Gene Ontology annotation, cellular component: precatalytic spliceosome. The transcript has 12 exons. Gene Ontology annotation, molecular function: protein binding. Gene Ontology annotation, biological process: mRNA splicing, via spliceosome. The record is from RefSeq and is a predicted model, not a curated record. The coding region runs from base 98 to 1639 and encodes 513 amino acids.
GUGUCCUGAGAGCGAGAAAGAGACGGCGCAGCGGAUGUGACGACGGUUUUGCUGCUCCCGGAUUUAGUUGGUGUGCUGAUAUCGGCCGAAGGGAAAGAUGUCGAUAGAAAUCGAGUCCUCAGACGUCAUACGUCUUAUCAUGCAAUACCUGAAAGAAAAUAGUUUGCAUCGUACAUUGGCAACACUGCAAGAGGAAACGACUGUGUCUUUGAACACUGUGGACAGUAUAGAGAGCUUUGUGGCUGACAUUAACUGUGGACAUUGGGAUACAGUCCUGCAGGCUAUUCAGUCUUUGAAACUUCCAGAUAAGACACUCAUUGACCUCUACGAACAGGUGGUUUUAGAAUUGAUUGAACUUCGUGAGUUGGGAGCUGCCAGAUCCCUUCUGAGACAGACAGAUCCAAUGAUCAUGUUGAAACAAACACAACCUGAAAGAUAUAUUCACUUGGAAAAUCUCCUAGCUAGAUCCUAUUUUGACCCCCGUGAGGCAUAUCCUGAUGGCAGCAGCAAAGAAAAAAGAAGAGCAGCAAUAGCCCAGGCUUUGGCUGGUGAAGUGAGCGUGGUACCGCCAUCCCGUCUUAUGGCACUGCUUGGACAGGCUUUAAAGUGGCAGCAGCAUCAGGGACUUCUUCCACCCGGUAUGACCAUUGAUUUGUUUCGAGGUAAAGCAGCCGUGAAGGAUGUGGAAGAAGAGAAGUUCCCCACUCAGCUGAGCCGGCAUAUUAAGUUUGGGCAGAAGUCGCACGUAGAAUGUGCUCGCUUUUCACCAGAUGGUCAGUAUUUGGUGACUGGGUCGGUUGAUGGAUUUAUUGAAGUAUGGAACUUCACCACAGGAAAAAUCAGAAAGGAUCUCAAGUACCAGGCACAAGAUAACUUCAUGAUGAUGGAUGAUGCUGUGCUAUGUAUGUGCUUCAGCAGAGAUACAGAAAUGUUAGCUACAGGUGCACAGGAUGGCAAAAUCAAGGUGUGGAAGAUUCAGAGCGGCCAAUGUUUAAGGCGAUUUGAGCGUGCUCACAGUAAGGGUGUCACGUGUCUUAGCUUUUCUAAAGACAGCAGUCAGAUCCUAAGUGCUUCUUUUGAUCAAACAAUAAGAAUCCAUGGUUUGAAGUCCGGAAAAACACUGAAGGAAUUUAGAGGUCAUUCUUCAUUUGUGAAUGAAGCCACAUUCUCACAGGAUGGUCACUACAUCCUUAGUGCGUCAUCGGAUGGUACAGUCAAGGUGUGGAACGUGAAGACUACAGAAUGUUCGAACACUUUUAAAUCCCUUGGAAGUACAGCUGGAACAGACAUCACAGUCAACAGUGUAAUUCUCCUGCCUAAAAACCCUGAACAUUUUGUUGUGUGUAACCGAUCGAACACCGUUGUUAUCAUGAAUAUGCAGGGGCAAAUUGUUAGAAGCUUUAGCUCUGGUAAGAGAGAAGGUGGUGACUUUGUUUGCUGCACUCUGUCGCCCAGAGGAGAGUGGAUCUAUUGUGUUGGAGAGGACUUUGUGUUGUAUUGUUUCAGCACAGUGACUGGCAAGCUGGAGAGAACUCUCACUGUUCAUGAAAAAGAUGUCAUUGGGAUUGCUCAUCACCCUCAUCAGAAUUUAAUUGGUACCUACAGUGAAGAUGGACUUCUUAAAUUAUGGAAGCCAUAAUAACAAGAACUCCCCAUUUUAGAUGUUUUGUUUUUGUUUUGCCCUGUAAUGGGACCAGGGCAUUGUACAUUAUAUUUAGUUUUGGUAACAAUAGUAAAUGAAAAUACAAAACUUAAUGUGACUAUUUGAUCUGCAUUUUUACACCUAUAUCAUUUCAUUUAGUGUAUUUUUUCAGCUUUAGGAAGGUCUUUGCUGUUUGUUAAUUUUUAUUUGGGGAGGGUGCAGGGGGGUUAUUUUUCCUUAAAGUUGUACAAAUGAACAUUUUUAUUGUCUAUAAAAGGAGCCAGCCUGUAUGUCCGAAUCAGUCACAUUAAAUUGUGGCAUAAAUGUGACCAAGCAGUUAAUUGUGCAGUUUUAUUGAUUUUUGGUUCUUUCUAGACAAAGAUCAGUCAAUAUAAAUCAAAUCCUGCACAUUCUCAAACCACACCUGCAAUGUAAAAAUAGUAUUUUGGCUUGGUUUUCUUUUAAAUUCAAUUUUAUUCGUCCAUUGUAAGUAACAUGGUUUUCAAGUGGUUAAUUCUCGUGCUUAAAGAAAUUCACUGGCCGUUUCCAAGGGCUAUUAAUUUGCUAGGUUUUCAGAAUACAGAUGUAGAAAUACUUCAUAUUGCGUGCCUCGCUCAAAAAAUGCUUACAUACACCCACCAUAAAGUGAGCUUAUAGGAGAAAUAAAAAUCUGCCACAUUACUGGCCCUUGGGUUAGACAAUUCUGCUAUUUUUGGUAUGCCUUUAUCAGAUUUGUUCUUUUGAAAGCAAAAAAAAAAUGACCUUUAAAGUGUUGUCAUUAUUCUGAACUUUAUUAAACACGGUAUACUAAAUAUUAA